AUGUUCAAUUCAAAUGUAAAGGAAUCAGCGAAAAAUGAGCUGUACAUCACCUCAUAUCUACCAGACACUAACGUCGUGGUGACCGUCAACAAGACUCCGUUCAAGAAAGAGUUGCACAUGCAGGGUCCGAAGUCGGAGACGGUGGAUUUGCCCUCGGACACUGAAAUGCAUGGCACAGGCAAAUACUCCAAAACGGUCAUCAUCGGUUCCAACAACUACAUCAGCAUUGUUUCGUCCAAUCAGAAGAAGAAUUCAGUUGACACCACACUAGUGUACCCAGUGACGGAGUGGGGCCAACAGUAUUAUGUCUUCACUCCAUCUUCCAGAGGGUACCCGAAAGAGAUUGCUGUUUUCAGUGGCUUAGAUGCAACUUCAGUGAGUGUGGAGUUGAAAUGCGCUGUCACCUUUGAAGGUAAAGCUUAUAAGGCAGGUCAGACACUAACUGCAAGUCUGGAUGCCUCUGAGGUUCUCUACCUAGAGUCCAAUGAGGAUUGCACUGGGUCAAGAGUGGUAUCAGACAAGCCCGUAGGUGUCAUGUCAGGCCACGCUUGCGCCUGGAAGAACUCUAAAUGCCAACAUGCAUUUGAACAGCUGUUACCUGUAGAGCGUUGGGGGAAAUCCUUCAUUGUCCCACCCCUAGAGUAUCAGGUGCUCCAAGACGCUGUGCUUAUUUUUGCCUCUCAGCCCACCCAUGUCACUUACCAGUUUGGUCCCAAAUCCCACACGCUUGAGCUGAAGGCCAACGAAUGGAAAGAGAUCCCGAUGAGCAGAAAUCCUCCAUUGGUCAUCUCCGCCUCCCAGCCUGUGCAAGUCCUCUACUUCUGCAACGGUGGCAAAUUCAGUGACGGCUCCGUAUUUGACCCCUUUAUCAUGAACAUUGUUCCCACUGACAACUUCUGCGAAUCUCACACCUUGGAAGGCAUGAAAGGAUUCAGCAAUUACGCUCUUAUAGUGGCCAAGAGCAAAGAUGUUUCCGGAGUGCACUUUGAUGGCAAGCUUCCUUCCUUCAAGUGGCAGCCAGUUGCAGGGACUGAAUAUUCGUGGGCUCAUUACACCUAUGAGAAAGGACGAGGUCACCACACGCUCAUGCAUCCCAGCGCUCCCAUUGGUGUGUACAGCGUUGGCACAGUGGAUCAGAACAGCUACGGAGCUCCUGCGGCCUGUGGGCUUCUGACCUGCAUCCAUAAGGGUCAGUACCAUCCUCCUGGAAAGCCUUUCUGGGAGGACGAUGCCUGCACCAGUCUAUGCCAGUGCAACCCAUCCACAGGGCUGGUCACCUGCCAGCACGCUCAAUGCAAAGCCGAAGAGGAGUGCAAAGUUGUAGAAGAUGUGAGGACAUGCGUUGCGAAAGCCGUAGCCCCCAAAUGGACACAUCCCCACACGUACAUCACAGUCUACAUGUUGAAUUUAAAUGUUAAGGAAUCAGCGAAAAAUGAGCUGUACAUCACCUCAUAUCUACCAGACACUAACGUCGUGGUGACCGUCAACAAGACUCCGUUCAAGAAAGAGUUGCACAUGCAGGGUCCGAAGUCGGAGACGGUGGAUUUGCCCUCAGACACUGAAAUGCAUGGCACAGGCAAAUACUCCAAAACGGUCAUCAUCGGUUCCAACAACUACAUCAGCAUUGUUUCGUCCAAUCAGAAGAAGAAUACAGUUGACACCACACUAGUGUACCCAGUGACGGAGUGGGGCCAACAGUAUUAUGUCUUCACUCCAUCUUCCAGAGGGUACCCGAAAGAGAUUGCUGUUUUCAGUGGCUUAGAUGCAACUUCAGUGAGUGUGGAGUUGAAAUGCGCUGUCACCUUUGAAGGUAAAGCUUAUAAGGCAGGUCAGACACUAACUGCAAGUCUGGAUGCCUCUGAGGUUCUCUACCUAGAGUCCAAUGAGGAUUGCACUGGGUCAAGAGUGGUAUCAGACAAGCCCGUAGGUGUCAUGUCAGGCCACGCUUGUGCCUGGAAGAACUCUAAAUGCCAACAUGCAUUUGAACAGCUGUUACCUGUAGAGCGUUGGGGGAAAUCCUUCAUUGUCCCACCCCUAGAGUAUCAGGUGCUCCAAGACGCUGUGCUUAUAUUUGCCUCUCAGCCCACCCAUGUCACUUACCAGUUUGGUCCCAAAUCCCACACGCUUGAGCUGAAGGCCAACGAAUGGAAAGAGAUCCCGAUGAGCAGAAAUCCUCCAUUGGUCAUCUCCGCCUCCCAGCCUGUGCAAGUCCUCUACUUCUGCAACGGUGGCAAAUUCAGAGACGGCUCCUCAUUUGACCCCUUUAUCAUGAACAUCGUUCCCACUGACAACUUCUGCGAAUCUCACACCUUGGAAGGCAUGGAAGGAUUCAGCAAUUACGCUCUUAUAGUGGCCAAGAGCAAAGAUGUUUCAGGAGUGCACUUUGAUGGCAAGCUUCCUUCCUUCAAGUGGCAGCCAGUUGCAGGGACUGAAUAUUCGUGGGCUCAUUACACCUAUGAGAAAGGACGAGGUCACCACACGCUCAUGCAUCCCAGCGCUCCCAUUGGUGUGUACAGCGUUGGCACAGUGGAUCAGAACAGCUACGGAGCUCCUGCGGCCUGUGGGCUUCUGACCUGCAUCCACAAGGGUCAGUACCAUCCUCCUGGAAAGCCUUUCUGGGAGGACGAUGCCUGCACCAGUCUAUGCCAGUGCAACCCAUCCACAGGGCUGGUCACCUGCCAGCACGCUCAAUGCAAAGCCGAAGAGGAGUGCAAAGUAGUAGAAGAUGUGAGGACAUGCGUUGCGAAAGCCGUAGCCCCCAAAUGGACACAUCCCCACACGUACAUCACAGUCUACAUGUUGAAUUUAAAUGUUAAGGAAUCAGCGAAAAAUGAGCUGUACAUCACCUCAUAUCUACCAGACACUAACGUCGUGGUGACCGUCAACAAGACUCCGUUCAAGAAAGAGUUGCACAUGCAGGGUCCGAAGUCGGAGACGGUGGAUUUGCCCUCGGACACUGAAAUGCAUGGCACAGGCAAAUACUCCAAAACGGUCAUCAUCGGUUCCAACAACUACAUCAGCAUUGUUUCGUCCAAUCAGAAGAAGAAUACAGUUGACACCACACUAGUGUACCCAGUGACGGAGUGGGGCCAACAGUAUUAUGUCUUCACUCCAUCUUCCAGAGGGUACCCGAAAGAGAUUGCUGUUUUCAGUGGCUUAGAUGCAACUUCAGUGAGUGUGGAGUUGAAAUGCGCUGUCACCUUUGAAGGUAAAGCUUAUAAGGCAGGUCAGACACUAACUGCAAGUCUGGAUGCCUCUGAGGUUCUCUACCUAGAGUCCAAUGAGGAUUGCACUGGGUCAAGAGUGGUAUCAGACAAGCCCGUAGGUGUCAUGUCAGGCCACGCUUGUGCCUGGAAGAACUCUAAAUGCCAACAUGCAUUUGAACAGCUGUUACCUGUAGAGCGUUGGGGGAAAUCCUUCAUUGUCCCACCCCUAGAGUAUCAGGUGCUCCAAGACGCUGUGCUUAUUUUUGCCUCUCAGCCCACCCAUGUCACUUACCAGUUUGGUCCCAAAUCCCACACGCUUGAGCUGAAGGCCAACGAAUGGAAAGAGAUCCCGAUGAGCAGAAAUCCUCCAUUGGUCAUCUCCGCCUCCCAGCCUGUGCAAGUCCUCUACUUCUGCAACGGUGGCAAAUUCAGAGACGGCUCCUCAUUUGACCCCUUUAUCAUGAACAUCGUUCCCACUGACAACUUCUGCGAAUCUCACACCUUGGAAGGCAUGGAAGGAUUCAGCAAUUACGCUCUUAUAGUGGCCAAGAGCAAAGAUGUUUCAGGAGUGCACUUUGAUGGCAAGCUUCCUUCCUUCAAGUGGCAGCCAGUUGCAGGGACUGAAUAUUCGUGGGCUCAUUACACCUAUGAGAAAGGACGAGGUCACCACACGCUCAUGCAUCCCAGCGCUCCCAUUGGUGUGUACAGCGUUGGCACAGUGGAUCAGAACAGCUACGGAGCUCCUGCGGCCUGUGGGCUUCUGACCUGCAUCCACAAGGGUCAGUACCAUCCUCCUGGAAAGCCUUUCUGGGAGGACGAUGCCUGCACCAGUCUAUGCCAGUGCAACCCAUCCACAGGGCUGGUCACCUGCCAGCACGCUCAAUGCAAAGCCGAAGAGGAGUGCAAAGUAGUAGAAGAUGUGAGGACAUGCGUUGCGAAAGCCGUAGCCCCCAAAUGGACACAUCCCCACACGUACAUCACAGUCUACAUGUUGAAUUUAAAUGUUAAGGAAUCAGCGAAAAAUGAGCUGUACAUCACCUCAUAUCUACCAGACACUAACGUCGUGGUGACCGUCAACAAGACUCCGUUCAAGAAAGAGUUGCACAUGCAGGGUCCGAAGUCGGAGACGGUGGAUUUGCCCUCAGACACUGAAAUGCAUGGCACAGGCAAAUACUCCAAAACGGUCAUCAUCGGUUCCAACAACUACAUCAGCAUUGUUUCGUCCAAUCAGAAGAAGAAUACAGUUGACACCACACUAGUGUACCCAGUGACGGAGUGGGGCCAACAGUAUUAUGUCUUCACUCCAUCUUCCAGAGGGUACCCGAAAGAGAUUGCUGUUUUCAGUGGCUUAGAUGCAACUUCAGUGAGUGUGGAGUUGAAAUGCGCUGUCACCUUUGAAGGUAAAGCUUAUAAGGCAGGUCAGACACUAACUGCAAGUCUGGAUGCCUCUGAGGUUCUCUACCUAGAGUCCAAUGAGGAUUGCACUGGGUCAAGAGUGGUAUCAGACAAGCCCGUAGGUGUCAUGUCAGGCCACGCUUGUGCCUGGAAGAACUCUAAAUGCCAACAUGCAUUUGAACAGCUGUUACCUGUAGAGCGUUGGGGGAAAUCCUUCAUUGUCCCACCCCUAGAGUAUCAGGUGCUCCAAGACGCUGUGCUUAUAUUUGCCUCUCAGCCCACCCAUGUCACUUACCAGUUUGGUCCCAAAUCCCACACGCUUGAGCUGAAGGCCAACGAAUGGAAAGAGAUCCCAAUGAGCAGAAAUCCUCCAUUGGUCAUCUCCGCCUCCCAGCCUGUGCAAGUCCUCUACUUCUGCAACGGUGGCAAAUUCAGAGACGGCUCCUCAUUUGACCCCUUUAUCAUGAACAUCGUUCCCACUGACAACUUCUGCGAAUCUCACACCUUGGAAGGCAUGGAAGGAUUCAGCAAUUACGCUCUUAUAGUGGCCAAGAGCAAAGAUGUUUCAGGAGUGCACUUUGAUGGCAAGCUUCCUUCCUUCAAGUGGCAGCCAGUUGCAGGGACUGAAUAUUCGUGGGCUCAUUACACCUAUGAGAAAGGACGAGAGUGA
This is a messenger RNA of Megalops cyprinoides (Indo-Pacific tarpon), 5271 nucleotides long. RefSeq lists its product as uncharacterized. Gene Ontology annotation, molecular function: protein binding. NCBI's taxonomy places the organism in Eukaryota, Metazoa, Chordata, Actinopteri, Elopiformes, Megalopidae. The transcript is spliced from 8 exons. The record is from RefSeq and is a predicted model, not a curated record. The coding region runs from base 1 to 5271 and encodes 1756 amino acids.